Messenger RNA from Capronia epimyces CBS 606.96, 2175 nucleotides. Its product is annotated as E3 ubiquitin-protein ligase BRE1. The record is from RefSeq and is a predicted model, not a curated record. Gene Ontology annotation, cellular component: HULC complex; nucleus. The coding region runs from base 1 to 2175 and encodes 724 amino acids. The transcript is spliced from 2 exons. Gene Ontology annotation, molecular function: ubiquitin protein ligase activity. Lineage: Eukaryota; Fungi; Ascomycota; Eurotiomycetes; Chaetothyriales; Herpotrichiellaceae.
AUGACGGCCGUCGAAUCCCUCCCCCCUUCUCUCUCUCACCCGAGUCUAGUUAAGAUGGAAGAACGCAAAAGACCCAGCCCCUAUGACCAGGUCGAAUCUGCACCUCCGCUCAAGAAGCAGGCCACUUCGGCUAAUGGCGCGUCCAAACCCCACAAGGAUGAUGACAUGCCGUGGAAGGAUGACCUUGAGAGAUUCCAAAAGGACGCGAUUUAUCGGCAGAUGCAGGAAUACCGGAGGGAGAAAAACACCCUCGAGUCACAACUAAAAGAGAUGCGGAAAAAGGCGCGAUAUCACGAUGAUCACCUGCGCAUCAUUGAUGCUUGGUUCCAACAAGUAAUUGACGAGGUAAAAGUUAUGGCCAAAGGAGAUGAUGACAUAGAUAUGGACGCUUCGUCCCUGCCUUCGUCGCUACUCUUCGCAGACCACGACCAGUUUGAAGAGCACUUACACAACCGAUCCAAUGAAAUUAAGGCUGUGAUAUCAACACUGUUCGGGCCCAGCAAGUCGCUUUCGGCCGAUGUAACAGAGUUGCAGGCGAGGAUAGCUCGACUGCUCGCCGCGGAGAAAAACCACGUGGUUGAAUUAUCAAGAUUACAAGCCGAUAAGGAGGAUCUGGAAUAUCGGCUCGAAAACGCGUCUUUACGAUACAUGAUGGCUGAGAAGAAGAUUGACAGAGCUAAAAGCGUGACGGUCGCCAAACUUGAAAAGCAGGCUUUGUUGGGUGCAACUAAACCUGCGACGGAAGAAGGAGGUCCUGUCAAGCGAGACGAAACUGCUGUCAACGGCGCAACCGACCAUUCGGAGGAGCUUGCCGACCUGGAAAAGGAACUGAACAAGACCGUAGCGACAGCCGAGAAACAGAAGGAACAGCUCGAAAGAUUGGAAGAAGAAAAUGCCAAGUUAAAUGAACAGUUGACGGAGCUGUUGACCAAGUCGAUCAUCCUCACAGACGACGAUUAUGCAAAAACGGAACUUUUCAAGCAACUAAAAUCCCAGCAUGAGGAUGUCAUCAAGCGCAUCAACAAUCUUGAAGCCACCAACACUGAAUUGAGAGAAGAAGCACAAAAACUGAGAUCGGAAAGGACCACAUUCCAGCUCCAGCUUGAAAACGAGGCGCGGGUUGCCAUAUCUGAGAGAGAGUCCUUGCUGGCUGCGUCGGAUGCCAAUCUGGCCAGGAUUCGACAUAAUCGAGAUGAGCUGCUGGCCGACCAGGCGGUUAAAAAGGCAACCCUAGAGCAAGAUCAAGAAGCCGUGAAGAAGAUCACAGAGUUGGCCUCGGCACAAGAAGAUCGGAUCAAGGCUCUAGAAUCUGAGAAGGAGCGAUUAAGUAUCCAGACGAGCGAGAUGGCCGUGGAUAACUCGGAACUAGAUGCCGUGAGUCUUGAAGAUCUGCGGACCAAGUACACCGAACUCGAAAAGAAGUAUAAUUUGUUGAACGGCGAACUGGCGUCCAUGUCCACGGCGUACCAAAAGACCACUCGGAUCGCAGCUCAGAAGGUGUCGGAAUUUGCUGCGCUGGAGGAGAAGGUAAUGCGGCUUUCGGCGGAGAAGGCUAAAGCCGAUCAGAAAUUCUUUGCUGCAAUGAAGAGCAAGGAUACUCGAGAUGGCGAAAUCCGGACCCUGCGAUUGCAGAACGCAAAGUCUGCCGAGGCCGUUUCUCAAUUGAAAGAGGCUGAACACGCAACUCGAGCGUUGCUAGCGACGAUGGAGAAGCAAUUAUCUGAAAUGAAGGAUGCGUUGACGCACAAGACAAAUGAGCACCGGACUGUCCAGCAACAGAAUGUCAAACAGGGGCUGGAAGUUUCGAGACUGAAUGGCCAAGUGACAGAGUUGAAGAAUCAGUUGACGGCCAAAGACUCCAAAUUGGCCACGACAUCCAGUCUCUGCCGGGCCGCCGAGGUGGAGGUGGAAGAGCUGAAGUCGAUGCUCAAGGAUACCAGGAGAAGUCUCGAGUCCUGGAAGAGCAAGAGCGGCCAGUCCGAGCAAUACGAGAUGCUUCGGCAAUUCGCGUACUGCAACAUCUGCAAACGCGCCUUGAAAAACACCGUCAUCAAGACGUGUGGGCACACCUUCUGCAACGAGUGUGUGGAGGAACGAUUGACGUCGAGAUCGAGAAAAUGCCCGAAUUGCGGCAAGUCGUUUGGCAGCAACGACCACAUGCGGAUCACUCUUUAA